AUGGAGGGUUACAAGUGGCAUUUUAAUGAAACUGUGCUCACUGUCUGGUCGGCGCCCAAUUAUUGUUACAGAUGUGGUAAUGUUGCGGCAAUUCUGGAACUGGAUGAACAGCUCAACAAGGAUUUCACGAUUUUUGAAGCAGCGCCACAGGAAAAUCGUGGUGCGCCAGCGAAGAAACCACAGCCCGAUUAUUUUUUAUAA
Molecule: messenger RNA, 201 nt
Organism: Gongylonema pulchrum
Lineage: Eukaryota; Metazoa; Nematoda; Chromadorea; Rhabditida; Gongylonematidae
Source: the annotation of a GenBank genome assembly